ACAUCAGCUGAUUGCGUCAUUGCAUUUAAAACAAUAACGCAAAAACAAAAAACAAGUCGUAAUAUCUAAUCUAAAUUGGUAACUAUCGUUUUGCAAAUUACAGUGAGCAUAUUACGUUAAAAUGAAAUUCCAAUACAAAGAAGAACAUUCUUUUGAGAAGAGAAAGACCGAGGGCGAAAAGAUACGCAGAAAAUAUCCAGACCGCGUUCCAGUUAUUGUGGAGAAAGCCCCUAAAGCUCGACUGGGAGAUCUCGACAAAAAAAAGUAUUUGGUGCCAUCCGAUCUAACCGUGGGCCAAUUUUACUUUUUGAUCAGAAAACGGAUCCAUCUACGUCCCGAAGAUGCAUUGUUUUUUUUUGUUAACAACGUAAUACCUCCCACUUCUGCAACAAUGGGCUCGCUGUAUCAAGAACAUCACGAUGAAGACUUUUUCCUUUACAUUGCAUUUUCCGAUGAAAAUGUUUACGGCUAAUUUUUUCUUUUAAUUAAAAUUCACUUUAACAUCCAUAUGCAAAAUUUUCUAUCCAUAUGGUUGUCUUAAUUAUAAGGCUUAGCAAUAUUGAUGUAUUAUGUUUUUAAAAGGUGAUAAUUGAUUUAAUUUGCGAUUUGAUCUUUCAACUUUGUAAAUGCAAUGUUAUUAUAGUUUUAGCAAAAUACACUUAUAUGGGCGAAAGUAUUCUAUUAUUCCAAUUUCUUUGUUUGGUUAAGAGUGUAACAUUUAUGUAAUAAACAAUAAAUCUAUUUAAAAUACA
Messenger RNA from Vanessa atalanta (red admiral), 752 nucleotides. RefSeq names its product gamma-aminobutyric acid receptor-associated protein (gene Atg8). Gene Ontology annotation, molecular function: GABA receptor binding; ubiquitin protein ligase binding. The record is from RefSeq and is a predicted model, not a curated record. NCBI's taxonomy places the organism in Eukaryota, Metazoa, Arthropoda, Insecta, Lepidoptera, Nymphalidae. The coding region runs from base 122 to 472 and encodes 116 amino acids. The transcript has a single exon. Gene Ontology annotation, cellular component: cytosol; autophagosome membrane; autophagosome. Gene Ontology annotation, biological process: autophagy of mitochondrion; macroautophagy; cellular response to nitrogen starvation.